Messenger RNA from Myotis brandtii (Brandt's bat), 2159 nucleotides. It is a transcript of the gene SLC29A3, whose product is annotated as solute carrier family 29 (equilibrative nucleoside transporter), member 3. Gene Ontology annotation, biological process: nucleoside transmembrane transport. Lineage: Eukaryota; Metazoa; Chordata; Mammalia; Chiroptera; Vespertilionidae. Bases 1 to 1431 code for a protein of 476 amino acids. The transcript is spliced from 6 exons. The record is from RefSeq and is a predicted model, not a curated record. Gene Ontology annotation, cellular component: Golgi apparatus; plasma membrane. Gene Ontology annotation, molecular function: nucleoside transmembrane transporter activity.
AUGGUGGCCUUUGUCUCAGAGGAUAACAUCCAUCAGAGUUCAAACUCCACCUAUAGAACCGCAAGCAGCUCUCUGUGUUCGGACCAGGAAGCCCUGCUUGAGAAGCUGCUGGACCGCUCACCACCCAGCCUGCCGAGGCCCGAGGACCGCUUCAACGGUGCCUACAUCAUCUUCUUCAGCCUGGGCAUUGGCGGCCUCCUGCCAUGGAACUUCUUUGUCACCGCCAAGGACUACUGGAUAUUCAAACUCCGCAACUGCUCCAGCCCAGCCCCAGGGGAGACACCUGAGGACUCGGACAUCCUGAACUACUUUGAGAGCUACCUCUCCAUCGCUUCCACCGUGCCCUCCGUGCUGUGCCUUGUGGCGAACUUCCUGCUUGUCAACAGAGUUCCGGUUCAUGUCCGUGUGCUGGCCUCGCUGUCUGUCAUGCUGGCCAUCUUCGUGGUCAUGACCGUGCUGGUGAAGGUGGACACCUCCUCCUGGACCCGCAGCUUCUUUGCUGUCACCAUCGCCUGCAUGGCCAUCCUCAGUGGCACCUCCACCGUCUUCAAUAGCAGCGUCUUCGGCAUGACGGGCUCCUUCCCUAUGAGGAAUUCCCAGGCGCUGAUAUCAGGAGGAGCCAUGGGCGGCACCAUCAGUGCCGUGGCCUCCCUGGUGGACCUGGCAUUGUCCAAUGAUGUGACGGACAGCACCCUGGCCUUCUUUCUGACUGCGGACGUCUUCCUCGGGCUCUGCAUCGGGCUCUACCUGCUGCUGCCCCGGCUGGAGUACGCCAGGUACUACAUGAGGCCUGUUUGGCCCGCCCACGUGUAUUCUGGUGAAGAGCAGCCAGGCCAGGACUCCCCCACUGCCCCUUUGGCGGCCCCCAGGCCCAGCUCCUCCCCGACGCCACCCCUGCGCCCCAUCCUAAAGAAGACAGCUGGUCUGGGCUUCUGCAUCAUCUACCUCCUCUUCAUCACCAGCAUCAUCUUCCCCGCCGUCUCCACCAACAUCGAGUCUCUGGACAAGGACUCGGGCUCGCCGUGGACCACCAAGUUCUUCGUCCCCCUCACUGCCUUCCUGCUGUUCAACUUCUCUGACCUGUGUGGCCGGCAGAUCACAGCCUGGAUCCAGGUGCCAGGGCCCAGAAGUAAGGUGCUCCCUGGGCUGGUGCUGCUCCGGACCGGCCUCGUCCCCCUCUUUGUGUUCUGCAACUACCAGCCCCGUGUCCACCUGCAGACGGUGGUCUUCCCGUCCGACAUCUACCCAAUGCUGUUCAGCUCCCUGCUGGGGCUCAGCAAUGGCUACCUCAGCACGCUGGCCCUCAUCUACGGGCCGAAGAUCGUGUCCAGGGAACUGGCUGAGGCCACAGGGGUGGUGAUGUCCUUCUACAUGUACUUGGGCUUGGUGCUCGGCUCCGCCUGCUCGGCCCUGCUUGUGCACCUUAUCUAGGAGGGGGCUGUGGCAAGAGGGUCGGUGCUGAGCCAGGCUUGGGAGCUCGGAGAGAUGGCAGGACCCGCCCGGAGGGCUGGAGUUGGGCUCAGUGUGGACAGCAGAGCACACUGGGCCUCAUCUGUCUCCGGGGAGUUGGUGGCACGUGCUGCCUCCAUGCCAGGCAGAAACAUUCCAGACACCUUAACAGAACGCUCCUGAGACUUGAAGACCAAAAGACAUCUGAAUAAGACACAGCCACAGGCAGCGUGGGGCGUCCCAGCUGCGGUUGCAUUCUGCCUUUCUGUAUAGCCUGUUGGGGACCGUGUUGCCAGUGUUCGGCUCAGUGAAGUGCCAACACCCAGCCUUGCUCCUUCCAGGUGACAGCAAGGUGUGGGAAUUCUCAACCCUCCCUAACCGGAGGGGUCCCCCUGGAAAAGAAGUCCCCAUGGGAUGGCCAGUCUUUAGGUACAAGACCCAAGCCUGUGCAGACCCUGCUUUCUGGGGGUGUGAGAGCACCCACCUACCAGACUGGGACACCCGAAGAGGCCUUCCGGAGCCCUUCAUUCCUUAAACCUGGGCUCCAGAAAGCUUCCCAGGACUGAAGACCAAGCAGGUCAGGCCUACAUUUUCAAACAGGGAUCUUUAAAGUGGUCUAUGGCCUGGGGCAGGGCUGGGUCUUUUGACAUUGAUGUUUACAACAUGGUCAUUGGUUCAAGGGCAUAAUAAAUACCUGGGUAUUUAAUGAA